This is a messenger RNA of Athene cunicularia (burrowing owl), 1264 nucleotides long. It is a transcript of the gene ALPL, whose product is annotated as alkaline phosphatase, biomineralization associated. Lineage: Eukaryota; Metazoa; Chordata; Aves; Strigiformes; Strigidae. Gene Ontology annotation, cellular component: plasma membrane. Gene Ontology annotation, molecular function: alkaline phosphatase activity. The transcript has 7 exons. Bases 16 to 1251 code for a protein of 411 amino acids. Gene Ontology annotation, biological process: dephosphorylation. The record is from RefSeq and is a predicted model, not a curated record.
AAGGGGGUCAGGGACAUGUGCCGGGGACCCCGCUGUGCCACGCACCCACGGGAGCCACGGCGCCAUCCCCGGCCCCGGGUUGGUGCCAGCGAGGUGACGCCCCGUGGGCCCAGUGGCAAGGGGUGGGGAGCUGGCGUGUCCCCAGGGAGUCACAGCAGUGACCACGCGGGGAGGGGACAUUUCCUUCCCGUCCUCGCCUGGCUGAGCCCGGGGACGAAGGUCUCUGUGGGGAAACUGAGGCACAGGGCGGGUGCUGCCCCUACAGCUCUCUCCUAUCCAGCACCCGCGCAGCACUGCAGCAUGAAGGCUCUCCUCCUCCUCCUCCUCGCCCAGCUCUGCUCACCAUCGCUGGUCCCCGAGAGAGAGAAGGACCCCGAGUACUGGCGGGGGCAGGCGCAGGAGACCCUGCGGGACGCUCUGCGGCUCCAGCGCCUCAACCAGAACGUGGCCAAGAACCUCAUCCUCUUCCUGGGCGACGGCAUGGGUGUCUCCACCGUCACGGCCGCCCGCAUCCUCAAAGGGCAGCUGCAAAACCGCAAGGGCGAGGAGAGUCUGCUGGAGAUGGACAAGUUCCCCUACGUCGCCUUGGCUAAGACCUACAACACCAACGCGCAGGUGCCCGACAGCGCGGGCACAGCCACCGCCUACCUCUGCGGCGUCAAAGCCAACGAGGGGACGGUGGGUGUCAGCGCCGGCGUCACCCGCGACCGCUGCAACACCACCAAGGGCCAGGAGGUGACCUCCAUCCUCCGCUGGGCCAAAGAUGGAGGCAAGGCGGUGGGCAUCGUCACCACCACGCGGGUGACCCACGCGACACCCAGUGCUGCCUACGCCCACUCCGCCAACCGUGACUGGUACUCGGAUGGAGAGAUGCCCCCGGAUGCGCUGGAGGGUGGCUGCAAGGACAUCGCCCGGCAGCUGGUGGAGAACAUCCCUGACAUCGAGGUGAUCUUGGGCGGUGGGCGUAAAUAUAUGUUCCCCAAAAAUGCCAGCGACGUGGAGUAUCCCCACGAGGACAAGCAUCGGGGCACCCGCCUGGACCGCAGGGACCUCGUCCAGGCGUGGCAUGACGUCAAGCCCCCUGGCAAGGUUGCCAAGUACGUGUGGCACCGGCGGGACCUGCUGGCGCUGAACCUCAGCCGUGUCGACUUCCUCCUGGGUGAGUCCCAGCACCCAGGGGUGCCCUGGCCUCAACUGGGUGCUUUGGGGGAACCCCUGGUCUGUCCCAGGGUGCUGGGGCAACUGCUGUGACUGGUUGUCCCCC